AUGGCCCUCAACAACGUUGUUGUCCAUGGCUCACGUUUUCAGGUGGUCCACGUGGAAUACCUGGAUAUUCCUGUUCAUUCACUUGAUUGGUCUGGAUCACAUCUUCUAGUCAGCUCAAAGCAAGGCAUCACGCGGCUGUACGCCGUUCGUGGACAAUUCAAGGAAGGACAAGAAGAUGACAGCAAAAUUACUCAAGCAGCAGAAUAUACCAUGCCGGUGCAUGAUGCUCCUGUUGUUCCCGGUCAAUACCCUAUGAACAGUCUGGUUAAAUCCGUACGAUUCAACGCGAAUUAUUCUGAUGAGCGCGUCUACGAACUUUGGCAACCUCUUACACCUUUCUCGACGACGACGAAUGUGACAGAAGAUCAACAACUGCAACAGGAAAAUGAAUCCAGCGCAUCAUCAGUCUCGACCGAGUUUUUGACUACUUUUAUGAGUCAUAUCAAUGUAUGGGAUGCACUACACGAAGAAAAGCCAAAGUUCAGUCUCAAUCUUGGAAACACCGACCCGAUCAAUUGUGCCAACUGGUCACCCCAUGCACCGCACACACUGAUUGUCACAGGCGGCUGCGGUCGUGCUUUAAGAAUCAUCGAUGUACGUGCCAAAGAUGUGGUUUGGCAAGCAGAAGAAGCACACCAGCGGCCAAUUCGCGAUGCAAAGUUCAAUACGUUUAUUCCUUACUGGCUAGCUUCUGCUGGUGAAGACGGGGCCGUUAAUCUCUUUGACAUUCGCGCUUCGUACCAUGCACCUGUCGCCAAAAUAACAGCCCAUGAGGGUGUUGUAGAAUCAAUUUCAUGGUCCAACAUGCGUCCAGAAAAUUUAACCACUGCUUCAUCAGACGUUUUCGAUACGCAUUACCAAACUGCCAAAUGGACAAAAACCGAUACGCCGCCAGCGACAAUUCGUCCAAUGACGAAAGCUUUGUGGUAUUCCUGGCUAGGAAGCACGGUGGACGAGCCAUGGAGCGCUGUUGAUCAACAUAUAAAUUAUGGCGACAAUGACGAUCCCUGGGGUCAUAGUACUGAUUGUGAUCCAGAAGCCAUGCUUCUGUGCGGUGCCAUAGGUAUCGGUGAAUGGGGCAGGUCUGAUAAAGGUCCAGUUUAUGUUGGAGAAGAUUUUGAAAAAAGCAAAGGCCCAGUUGUUGGAGUGUCUACUUCAAAAUCGUUGUUAGCCGAGUAUUAUUGCAUAACUGACCGUGGACAGUUGGCUGUACAGACCGUGCGUCUUGAGAACGAUGAGCAGAUCAACUUUAAAUUUAGAUAUAAAAAGGAAGAAUAUCCACUGGCGUAUCAAGUUGAAUAUGAUAUUUACAGUCGACACAUUGAUCGUGCAUGGGAGGACCUAGAACAGCUCAAAAACAUCAACUGCGAUGACAUAAGGGAACGAGAAGAACAGGUUACCUAUCUGGAAAACUGUCUAAACGUUCUACCACCCAUUGCACCAAAGACGUGGGGAUUUGACACCAUACCAGACAAAACAGACCGUCGCACGUCUCGAAGAUUAUGGAACCAAGACGAUCUUUGGGAACUCGCAAUAUCCACGUUUCGAAAAGAUCUUGAUUUUUGGAGCAGUGCCAGACUUCCACCAGGCUAUGAAACACGCUAUGGUUUUGACGUGAAUAUCAAGGAUCGAACGAUGGCACCGGCCAUAGUGAGUCCUUCCGUUACAACGAUGCCUGAAGAAUAUGGUGGUGACGAUAAUGAUUACGGUUUCGGAAACGCUGGUACUGCAGAUAGCGAUCACAGUACUACAAUGUCGUCUGCUGCUGCUGUUUCUACGACUCAAGCAGUAGUAGAAGGCGGUGAGCAGGACCGGAAGCCAAGUGAACCUGAAACGAAGAAAACUGAAUGGACUAUUUCAUCGCCUGCUAAGAAUACCCCGGGAAGACAGCGGUCAUCUACAUUAAGCAUUACACGUUCGCGAGCAAGCACAAUCCGUAGUCUGGCUAGUGGAUCGCUGGGGCGCUCAAGCAGUGAUCGUCAGAGUAAGAAUGAUGUUCAAAAUACAAACCCGUUCCUACAACAGGAAGUACCAACGCCACCAACAUCACAAAACCAACAAGAUCAGCAGCAACAACAACAACAACAGCAGCAGCAUCAUCACCAUCGCUUUGUCAGGCCUACUCAAUCUUUAAAGCGAAUGUUCUCACGACGUAGUAAACAUCAUCAGCACGAUCCACCACCUGAACCAAAGACGACGGAGCAAGAAGAAAGUGUAAUGCCCGAGCCACCAAUCAGUCGCAAGCGCACAACACGACGCAAUGCACUAUUUGGUGCUUCUUAAAAAAAG
Messenger RNA from Zychaea mexicana, 2289 nucleotides. RefSeq names its product WD40-repeat-containing domain protein. Bases 1 to 2283 code for a protein of 760 amino acids. Gene Ontology annotation, biological process: protein ubiquitination. The transcript has 9 exons. Gene Ontology annotation, molecular function: protein binding. NCBI's taxonomy places the organism in Eukaryota, Fungi, Mucoromycota, Mucoromycetes, Mucorales, Lichtheimiaceae. The record is from RefSeq and is a predicted model, not a curated record.